Molecule: messenger RNA, 3738 nt
Organism: Dioscorea cayenensis subsp. rotundata (Guinea yam)
Lineage: Eukaryota; Viridiplantae; Streptophyta; Magnoliopsida; Dioscoreales; Dioscoreaceae
Biological process (GO): DNA integration
Molecular function (GO): nucleic acid binding
Source: RefSeq, a predicted model, not a curated record
AUGUCCUUUAGGAAUGAGGCUGAAUUUCAGUCGGAGGAAACUCCCUCGUCUUUUUCAAUGGCAUUCAUAACAGAAUUUGUUGGGUGUGAAUCCGAGGAAGAAGUUGAAGAAGAUGAAGCAAAAAUUUGUAUCGAGUCAAUCUCAUCAAUUGAGGUGUGUGGGUUCAGUAAUCAAGAAGAAGAUGAAGGCAGUUUGGAUAUCCUUGGGGUAAACAACCCGGAACGAGGGAUCCUCAAGGAAGAAUUAGAAGAAACUUCAGAGGGGUUUGAAGAAAUUGAUAGAAAACAAGCUAAUCGGCUACGACCUUCAGUGGAAGAACCUCCCGAGUUGGAGCUAAAAGCAUUACCGGAACAUUUGGAGUACGCUUUUCUAGCCGAAGGAUCAAAAUUGCCGGUGAUCAUAGCUUCAAGUCUGUCUUCGGAGCAAAAAGAGCAGCUGGUUGCUAUGCUAAAAUUGAACCCAAACAUGAAAGAAGUGGUAAAAGCAGAGGUGGUAAAGCUCCUUGACGCAGGAAUUAUUUACCCCAUUUCGGAUAGCGCGUGGGUGAGCCCGACACAAGUGGUAUCGAAGAAGGGUGGUAUGAUAGUAGUGAAAAAUGAGCAAAAUGAGUUAAUUCCGACAAGAACGGUCAUAGGAUGGCAUGUUUGCAUUGAUUAUCGGAGGUUGAAUGAUGCUACAAGAAAGGAUCAUUUUCCAUUGCCAUUCAUUGACCAAAUGUUGGAACGAUUAGCAGGCCACAAAUUUUAUUGUUUUCUAGAUGGUAUGUCAGGGUACUUUCAAAUCCCAAUCGCUCCUGAAGAUCAAGAAAAAACAACUUUUACUUGCCCUUUUGGUACUUUCACUUAUAGAAGAAUGCCCUUUGGACUUUGCAACGCACCGGCCACUUUCCAAAGAUGUAUGACAGCCAUCUUUGAUGACUUGUUAGAAGAUAUAAUGGAAGUCUUCAUGGAUGACUUUUCGGUGUUUGGGGAUUCUUUUGAGGCAUGCUUGAAGAAUCUUGAGAAAGUACUUACACGGUGUGAAGAGACAAAUUUAGUUCUAAAUUGGGAGAAGUGUCACUUCAUGGUCCAAGAGGGGAUUGUCCUUGGUCAUAAAAUUUCUAGCCAAGGAAUUGAGGUUGAUCGGGCAAAAAUUGAAACUAUUGAGAAACUACCUCCUCCAACAAAUGUCAAGGCAAUUAGAAGUUUCUUGGGGCAUGCAAGUUUCUAUCGCCGAUUCAUUAAAGAUUUUUCUAAGAUUGCCCAACCAAUGACCAAGUUGUUAGAGAAAGACACCCCAUUUGAGUUUAAUCAAGAGUGCUUGCUUGCUUUUAACUUGUUAAAAGAAAAACUCAUACAAGCACCUAUUCUCAUCUCACCGGAUUGGAGUCUCCCCUUUGAACUUAUGUGUGAUGCUAGUGAUCAUGCCGUGGGGGCUGUUUUAGGGCAGAGAAAAGAUAAAUAUUUCCAACCAAUUUAUUAUGCAAGGAAAGUCCUUCCUAGGGAACUGUCUUUUCAGCAAAAGAAGAAGUUCUUUUCUGAUUUAAAGCACUUUACUUGGGAGGAUCCGUACCUUUUCAGAAUUUGUGCAGAUCACAUAGUGCGAAGAUGUGUUUCGCGGGGUGAAAGUUGCGAUAGUUAUCAACGAGCAGGAAAUUUGUCUAGACGGGAUGAGAUGCCGCAAAAUCCAAUGCAGUUUUGUGAGGUUUUUGAUGUGUGGGGCAUCGACUUUAUGGGGCCAUUCCCUAGCUCCAAUGGGAAUCGUUAUAUAUUGGUCGCCGUGGACUAUGUGUCUAAGUGGGUGGAAGCUCAAGCUCUCCCCACAAAGGAUGCUAGAAUAGUAAUCAAAUUCCUCAAGAGAUUAUUCACUUGUUUUGGAACCCCUAGAAUCAUCAUAAGUGAUCGGGGAACUCAUUUUUGCAAUGCCCAAUUUGAUAAAAUUCUGAAAAUAUACAGUGUGAACCAUCAUCUUGCCACACCGUAUCAUCCACAAACAAGUGGGCAAGUGGAGGUAACCAAUCGGGAAUUGAAGAGAAUUCUAUCAAAGUCAGUGGAGCAUAAUCGGAAGGAUUGGUCGGAAAGAUUGGAUGAUACAUUAUGGGCAUAUCGGAUAGCAUAUAAAACUCCGGUAGGAACCACGCCAUAUAACCUUGUUUAUGGAAAAGCAUGUCAUUUACCAGUAGAGCUUGAACACAAGGCAUAUUGUGCAAUUAAAGCAAUGAAUUUCAGUCUUGCACGGGCCGGUGACCAAAGAAAGUUGCAGUUGAAUGAAUUAGAUGAGUGGAGACUAAGAGCCUAUGAAAAUGCAUGAAUCUACAAAGAAACAAUUCGUUCAUGGCAUGACAAACAUAUUGGACUGCACAAGGAUUUCAAAGUAGGCGAUCGAGUGUUACUCUUCAAUUCACGGUUGAAGUUGUUUCCGGGAAAACUUAAAUCAAGAUGGUCAGGUCCAUAUGAGAUUACUCAAGUAUCUCCACAUGGUGCAAUUGAGAUCAUUCACCCGGAGAAAGGAACAUUCAAGGUAAAUGGACAUAGAUUGAAGCCUUACUUCGAAGGGGAUGUGGAGGUUGCUAGGAAAGAGAUUAUGGCACCAUGGACCAAGAGGUUAGCCCAGAAACGUUCUCGCCAUGAUAGGGAGCCGACCUCACUACCGGUAAUCGAAUUUCCUGACCCCAUUCAUCAGCAGCGGUUUGAGCAUCUCCAGCACCUGAAGAUUGGACAAUCGCGUUUUAUCGACUGGGAUGCACUAGAGGACAUUGGUCUUACUGAGGAGGUUAGAGCACUUUUUAGUGUUGGAGGUUGGGACCUUUUAUUCUCCAUUCAGGAGCCCGUCAGGCGAGAUAUUACCUUGGAAGUUCUUGCCUCAUUUUCUUUUGACCGUGACUCAGUUGAUAUCAGUUUUGACGUUCCCAAUGCCAUUCGUUUCCGCGUUUUCGGUGAGCCGCAUAGGAUGUCUUUGACCCAGUUCUCGAUAUAUCUCGGUUUAUAUGAUCAGACCUACGCUGAUACUAUCGAGUACACUGAGCUCCUCACCGAUUAUCCUUCUAAUCUCACUCCGGGCCAGGUCUUCCAUGAUCUAUGUGGUGGUCGUCAGUAUUCCGCAGGUCAUUCAAAGGCCUCAUUGCUUACUCGACCGGUGGACAUUUACAUCCAUGCUGUUCUUAGCAGGUCCGUGAUAGGUCGGGGGGAUGGUACUGGUUCACUUCGCAGGACAGAUCUGUUGUACCUCUACUCCAUAAUCCAUGGAGCCCCUCUCCACUUAGGAUAUGUGGUUGCCGACUAUUUUUGUCAUCAGAGUGAGUACUUGCGAUUGGGAGCAUUGUUUGUAGGACCCUACAUCACUCGUCUUAUGUUCAAGAUGGGUCUUAUCCGUUCAGUCAGAGGCGAGGAGAGAGUCAGUAUUCCGGCACCAUUGGGUUUGGCCACUCUCCGAAUGAUGGGCAUUGUGCGACGUAUAGGCUCGGGCGGAUAUGCACUAGUAGAGUCGUCAUCUGGGGACGAUGAGAAGCCUGCUGAGACUACAGAGGCACCACCUGCAGCCGAGCCCAUAGUCACCGAAGCAGCACCGGCAGCAUCAGCCGAUCUUGAGUCAUCUUCCUCUCGAGUUCACGAGCGUCUGGCUCGACUCGAGGCUGCCAUUGCUACCAUUCUUGAGAACCAGGCACGGAUUCUGGAGCGUCUUGAUCGUAUUCAGCAGGCUCUUGACGAGGAGGUCUCCUCCGCUUCUGUGCCAGCACCAGCUCCAGCUACUGACGCUUGA